Fonsecaea erecta is the source of this 1254-nucleotide messenger RNA. RefSeq lists its product as hypothetical. NCBI's taxonomy places the organism in Eukaryota, Fungi, Ascomycota, Eurotiomycetes, Chaetothyriales, Herpotrichiellaceae. The record is from RefSeq and is a predicted model, not a curated record. The transcript has 3 exons. The coding region runs from base 1 to 1254 and encodes 417 amino acids.
AUGGCCUCUUCCAAGGAACAACCGACAUCUCGUCCUGUCUCUGGCAGCUUUUCCUCCCGGCAUCCUCCUACCUCCGCCCGACAACACUCUCACUCCAUCUCACUCUCGGCUACGAACCCUUCUCACCGGGUCAACAGAAGGAAGAGCGUCAACGCGGGGGCUUCCACGACGGCCCAGGCUGCUAUUGCCGCGGCGAUGAGGGACCAGGGGGAUCUACCUGGCGUCCCGGUGCAGAGCCACCGCAGAAGCACCGGCUCGAGAAAGAUGACGGAGUCGCAGUCGAUGAGUGCUCGGCCGAGUAUGCACUCGUAUUUUAACGGGCCCCCUGGCACGGCGGCUGCCGGUGACAACGAUGCCGUCGAGGACAAUUCUCACGACGAGGACGGCCCAGCUUCGUCCAAGAACCUCAAGAAUCGGAACCGGCGAGCAAGCGAAGGCUCGCACCUCAUCAAAGGCGAGGGUAAGAAGUCGGCCAUUGAAUUGCGGUGCGAUACUUGCGGCAAGGGCUACAAACACAGCAGCUGUCUCACGAAGCAUCUCUGGGAACAUGAUCCCGCGUGGGCCAUCACGUCCAAGCUGCUCAUCUCCAAACACCAGCAGGUUCAAUUGCUCGAGGCUGCUUCAGUGUUGUGUAACAUGACUGCGGAGAAUUUAGCGGCCAGCCAAUCUGAGAUCGAAACCUCGGCGAUUGACCCAAGCGAAGUCUCCUCCGCCUCUCCAGGGUUCUCCUCGUCCGAAAUGCAAGACGAGCUCAGCUCGGUCGAGACAACCCCUCCCCCAAUGAGCGAGGCAGCGUACCCUGUGCCGGACUCGAAAAGGUUCAGCACUGGCAGUACUGGAUUCUCGCGUUCGUACCGAUCGAUCCCGUCGAGCUCGUACGCCGAGAGCUUUCAUUCUCCAGGACUGCCACCUCAUCGAUUCUCUGGGGCAGACUUCCGACCUAGCACGUCGGGGACUGAUGAUGGCACGCUGGCGGCGGCGACAGCUGGUCUCACGUUCAGCAGCGGAACUCCUCGUACAAAGCCAUCCUAUCUGGGCGCCGAUGUGCCACCUGUACCACCACUGCCACAACAAUACCAAUCUUUCAACAGCAAAUCAUCCGACAGUACAUUGACCGCUAUAUAUAAUCCGUUGUUGCAAUUGCAUCCUCCUGCGUUGACGCAAAACCUCUCCGACGAGCGCAACUACCGGGCCGGAAGCGACGAUCGCGAUGUCCAAAUGGACGACGAAGAGAUGUUUAGGAUGGAUCAAUAA